Messenger RNA from Hypoxylon trugodes, 1474 nucleotides. Its product is annotated as regulatory subunit of cyclin-dependent kinase. The record is from RefSeq and is a predicted model, not a curated record. NCBI's taxonomy places the organism in Eukaryota, Fungi, Ascomycota, Sordariomycetes, Xylariales, Hypoxylaceae. Gene Ontology annotation, cellular component: cyclin-dependent protein kinase holoenzyme complex; SCF ubiquitin ligase complex. Gene Ontology annotation, biological process: regulation of mitotic cell cycle. The transcript has 4 exons. Bases 645 to 992 code for a protein of 115 amino acids. Gene Ontology annotation, molecular function: cyclin-dependent protein serine/threonine kinase activator activity; histone binding; protein kinase binding.
CAGGGCUGUUGCCAUUGUUGUUCUGCCCCUCAGCCCUCAGUGCCUAGGGAAGUGAGAUACCAGGGGUACCAAUUACUUAGCACCGUUGGUAGGCAGUUUCCCAGCCAAUAGAUAUCUAGCUAAGUACUAUUAUAACCUAACAAUCUAUAUAACAUGUGGCUUGUGCUCAAUGAAUGCCCCCACUUCAACACUGUUUACUCCCCUACAUAUGCAACUAAAAUUUGGGAACCGCAACCUCAACUUUUAAGAAACACGCCUUUCUUAUUUUCUACCUCUUUAAACCACUUCGAUUCUUAAGUCGCGACCUCUUUUUCGUUUUCUUUCUUAACCAACAUACUUUGGCUUGCAGCAACUAAACCCUCUGAGCAAUCCAGGGUUUCGUCAAACAGUUUCACCUUUGCGCAGCAAAACUUAUAGACGCCCGUCCGUCUCGGAAGGUGACGGCAUCGUCUCUCGCUGACCCCUUCACGCGACAACAUAUAUUGUUUGCUGAUCAGCCUACCGCCUUGGAGACCAUCCUUUCUCUCCUAUAACCCUAUCUCCUAGAUAUUGGCGCAACUUCGCGUGACUGCGAAACUCCACGAAAAGAAGAAACCCGCCAUUUGCAACUAUCUAAGCAGUAUUUGACUGCUCAACUCGCCAAGAUGCCGAUGGACAUUGAUAUGAGUCGACGAAAUAAGGUACCCCGUCCUCUUAGCGAUGACGAACGCGCACGGCUGGAGGAGUACAUCGAUUCUAUCCACUACUCAGCUCGCUAUUCGGACAGCGAAUACGAAUACCGACAUGUUCAGCUCCCGAAAGCCAUGCUGAAGGCCAUUCCCAAGGACUACCACGACCCAUCCAAGGGCACAUUGAAGUUACUGUGGGAAGAUGAGUGGCGCGCGAUUGGUAUCACCCAGAGUCUAGGUUGGGAACACUAUGAGGUUCAUGAACCGGAGCCACACAUUCUGCUUUUCAAGCGACCUCUAAACUACCAAGCACCUCAACAGUGAUCCACGAGCAAGCCGAACUAGAAGUUCACCGACCUUCCUCAUCCUUGUAGAUUACCACUCUUGACACGUCUACGACUGCAUAGCGACGUCUGCAUUUACUAGGGAAUAAUGCUUCGCGAUGAUUUAUGGCUAUUCCUAACCGACACAAGUCUCCCCCCUAUCUAGUUUCUGCUCGACCUGUUAGUGGAUGGUUGCGAUCGUUCUUUUGUUGAGAUUGCCGUUAAGCUUAUACGGCGAAUUUCGACUAGAACAUCAACAGAUAUAACAGGGGAUGGUUAGUUAUACGCGUUCGUUCUAAAGGAGGUUCGAGCAACAUAAUUGCGAGGAGCCCCCCCCACCACAAUGAGAGAGUAUGGAAACGCGGCACAAGCCUAGGCUCUAUUCUUGAUAGAACACGAGUAACCGUGUUAUAUUAGUUUCCAUAGGUCUAUGAAGACCCCUAGGAACCUAGAUAGGAAUAGAGCAUCAUGAUGUCAUGAAAA